Macrosiphum euphorbiae (potato aphid) is the source of this 828-nucleotide messenger RNA. Lineage: Eukaryota; Metazoa; Arthropoda; Insecta; Hemiptera; Aphididae. The record is from the annotation of a GenBank genome assembly.
AUGUCAUCAUUGUCUUUGAUUGAUAUUGCAGAAACUCUAUUCAAUUGUGGCUUCGAUUUCUUGAUUUGUCAUAGAUUCACCCAAGAUGCAAUUGAAAAUGUUUUUUCUCAAAUUCGACGAAAAUCCGGAGCAACUCCUACAGCCACCCAGUGUCUCAGUGCAUUAAAAAUAAUAUCAGUUUCUCAAUUUAUUUCCGAUGUUAAAAGAAGUAGUUAUGUAACGGACAGUGAUACUUAUCUUAUAGAUUUUUUCCAGAAUCCCGAUUAUGAGAGUAUUCACAGUAAUAUUAAUAAUUUUAGUGACAUGUUUACACAUAACACUAGUAACCUUCCUAGUGAUGCAUUUGAAACAGAAACUAUCAACCAUAUAUUAACAUGCAUUAGUAAAAUUGAUCUAAACAGUUUAUAUCACAUUGCUGGAAGUACAACCAAUAUGUUGUUAAAACAUUGUUGUAAAGAAUGUGCGAUUAAGUUACAGCAAAAUGGACCUAAUGAUGAACUGUUUGAAAGUAUUAAGACAUACACCACAUUAUUGAAUAAAGGAGGAUUGAAACAUCCAUGCAUGGAACUAUUUCUAAUUGUUUGUAAUUGUGAAAUUCUCUAUGUUAAGUAUAAGACAUAUAUAAUACAUAACUCUUCUCAUAACUUAAUUAAUAAAAUUGUAAAUGAUUUAUGUAUUGAAUUUCCUACAUGUUUUAAAUCAUGUAAUAUUAAAGAAAGAAUCGUAAAACACUUUUUUACUGUAAGAUCUUAUGCUACAGUAAGCUUUUCAGUAAACUCAAAAAAAAGAAAGAAAAUAUAUGGCACAGCAACUGCUAAAAAAAGAUAA